Molecule: messenger RNA, 2653 nt
Organism: Myotis daubentonii (Daubenton's bat)
Lineage: Eukaryota; Metazoa; Chordata; Mammalia; Chiroptera; Vespertilionidae
Gene: KATNBL1
Product: katanin regulatory subunit B1 like 1
Cellular component (GO): nucleolus
Molecular function (GO): microtubule binding
Source: RefSeq, a predicted model, not a curated record
AGGGGAGCAAUCCCGGCGGGCCCCGCGCGCGGCCGCGUUUGAAUGGCCCUGAGUGGGGCUCGGCCCGGGAGCCCGGGGACUCUCUAGGCUUCCGGGCGCAGUUGGUCAGCGCCAGGGCUCGACUGAGGCGCCGCGGUACGAUGAGGCGCCGGAGACAUUUUGAAGGAGAACUAUUAGAAUAUGAUGACUGAUUAACUAUAGAAAAAAAAUGAGGGUAAAAGUCUACGGUAUCUCCAAGGUUUUAAAUCUGGGAAGUUAAAAGAAUGGUGGAGCUACUGAAUAAAUAUACAUGCUCGUAAUACUUUUCAUUUUAGGUAUUUAAGAGAUUAUGGCAUCUGAAACCCACAAUGUUAAAAAACGGAACUUUUAUAAUAAUAUUGAGGAUCAUUCCAUUGAUCGUCCUAGAAAAAGGAUCUCUAAUUUCACUAAUAAGAACAUGAAGGAGGUUAAGAAAUCUCCAAAACAGUUGGCUGCUUACAUAAAUAGAACAGUUGGACACGCUGUUAAAAGCCCAGAUAAACUACGUAAGGUGAUCUACCACAGAAAGAAAGUUCAUUAUCCUUUUCCAAAUUCUUGUUUUAAAAAGAAACAGUCCCCUAGAAGUGGGGGCUGUGACAUGGCAAAUAAAGAAAAUGAACUGGCUUGUGCAGGCCACCUGCCUGAAAAAUUACACCAUGAUAGUCGAACAUAUUUGCUUAACUCCAGUGAUUCUGGAUCUUCACAGACAGAAAGCGCAUCAUCAAAAUACAGUGGUUUUUUUUCUGAGGUUUCUCAGGAUCAUGAAACAAUGGCACAAGUUUUGUUCAGCAGGAAUUUGAGAUUGAAUGUAGCUUUAACUUUCUGGAAAAAGAGAAGUAUAAGUGAACUUGUAGCUUAUUUGGUGAGGAUAGAAGACCUUGGAGUGGUGGUGGAUUGCCUUCCUGUGCUUACCAAUAGUUUACAGGAAGAAAAACAAUACAUCUCACUCGGCUGCUGUGUAGACUUGUUGCCCCUUGUAAAGUCACUACUUAAAAGCAAAUUUGAAGAAUAUAUAAUAGUUGGUUUAAACUGGCUUCAAGCAGUCAUAAAAAGGUGGUGGUCAGAACUAUCGUCCAAAACAGAAAUUAUAAAUGAUGGAAAUAUUCAGAUUUUAAAACAACAAUUAAGCAGAUUGUGGGAACAAGAAAACCAUCUUACUUUGGUUCCAGGAUAUACUGGUAAUAUAGCUAAGGAUGUAGAUGCUUAUUUAUUACAGUUGCAUUGAAAGACUUCAUCUACUAAAGAGCAUUUGGUUAUUCAAAACAUCCCUGGACUAUAUGAUUUCCAAACAAGUCUCAUUGGAGAACUGUGAACUAUGAAAGAAAUCAAAACCGUUUUCUUCUAAAGCCACAUAUGAAACCAAUAACAAAACCCUAGCAAUCUACUUCACAUUGAAGUGGAAAAAUAUCCGAAAGGAGCAGCUUCAACUUUAAUAAGGUGAAAGUGCACUAUGAAGAUUGUUCACCUUUGCUGCUUUUGGGAUUUACAUGGUUACUUGGCAAGAACUACUGGAUCUUAAUGCAAUCCUUGAUAAGAAUAUACUUUAUACUAUGUGAAAAAAAAAACAAGACAAAACUUAUUACUAGGAAAAGCAAAGACCAAUCAUUACUUUUUUUUAAGAUUGUGUUUUAUAAGAAAACACUCAAAUGUGUGCAGCUAUUUUCUUAUGUUGAAAGACUUUAAAAGUUUUAAACAUCAUAGCAAAUAAUCAAUACUAAAAGUUUUUUUGUCCACACUGAGAUACUGUGUAAACAAAAUGCCUUAAUUAUUAAUAAGCCAAUGUAUAUGAUACCAAGAUCUGUUUUAAAAAAGAGUAAAACAAACCAUGCUUCUGGCAUGAAAGUUAUGGAAUUAAAUCAGGGGUUUCCAUUCAUGUGGAAUAUUGUUAAAACUUAUUCCACACCAUCUUUAAAACUUGAGAAUAUGUUUAAUAUCUCUGAAAUCGUUUUGCCAGAAUCGUCAUGUCAUGUAUGUAUGUGUUAUUCUUAUAUAAAAGAAAGAGGUGAAUAUGUAUUUGUAUGUGUGCUUAGUUGGAAAUGUUCAUAGAGUUGGCUAAUUUAUAUUCACUUUCUACUGUAUAUAGAUUUCUAAUAUUUUCAGUUCUGUAUCAUUUAAGCUUCAUUUGAGUAAAUUUACUAAAUAUUUCCAUUUUUUGCUUUUUAAAAUCUGGUUUUAUAUGAAUUCUAAUUGUUUUUCACUACAUUAUGAUUUAAAGAAUUACAUACAGUGCUUUAGAAGUGUUUACAGUUAGUGCUGACCUUAUAUUUUGAGUUCCAAUACUUUAUAUUACUACCUCCUCCAAUGGUUGGUAUGAAAUGCCAGCAGACUGUAUGAGGUCUUUUUUUCCUUAAUACCAUUUUUUGGUGUCAAUGACCCCAAUUGUGGAAUGUCUUCACAGCUGUACUUUUUAGCCUGUCUUGAGAGUGAUUGGGCUUUAAAUACCACUAUUGGUUCCUACAUCAUCUCAUCUUGAAUGAGCCCGAGCAAAGAUUUUUAGUAUCAAAUUUCUGUGCAGUAAUCCUUCAAGCACUUGAAUGUAAGCCUUUAGCAUUUACCCAAUUAGUGACUACUGAUGUGAAUCCUAAACAAGCAUUUUUAUUGGUUUAAAAAUAUUAAAAAUGUUCUCUUUUACUGA